Molecule: messenger RNA, 1043 nt
Organism: Melitaea cinxia (Glanville fritillary)
Lineage: Eukaryota; Metazoa; Arthropoda; Insecta; Lepidoptera; Nymphalidae
Product: NADH-cytochrome b5 reductase 3-like
Exons: 6
Coding region: 1-921 (306 amino acids)
Cellular component (GO): mitochondrion
Molecular function (GO): FAD binding; oxidoreductase activity
Source: RefSeq, a predicted model, not a curated record
AUGAGUUUGGUACUUCCAAUUGUGUUCGGGGUUGGCGCUGUUGUUGUUUUAACAUCGGCUUUCGCACAUUUCGUGCUGGGCAGUAAGCCCAAACCUGCUAAAAAUAAAAAGCUUGUGACUCUAGUGGACCCAAACACAAAAUAUCCCUUACCUCUCAUUGAACGAGAAGAGCUAAACCAUGAUACAAGACGGUUUCGAUUUGGUUUGCCUACUCCGGAACAUGUUCUGGGUUCGCCUGUAGGCCAACAUAUUCUUUUAUCUGUUAAGAUAGACGGUGAACUCAUUAUAAGAGCAUACACUCCAGUAUCGAGUGAUGAAGAAAAGGGUUAUGUUGAUUUGGUUGUCAAGGUAUACUUUAAAAAUGUCCAUCCAAAUUUCCCUGAAGGAGGUAAAAUGUCUCAAUACUUGGAUAACAUGAAGCUCGGUGAAACAAUUGACUUCAAAGGACCAUCGGGAAGAUUACAGUAUGUAGGAAAUGGAUUGUUUUUAAUCAAGAAGUUGAGAAAAGACCCGCCUAUUAAAGUACAAGUUAAAAAGCUGAACAUGAUUGCAGGUGGAACAGGCAUUGUACCAAUGAUACAGCUCAUUAAAUACAUAUGUAAGGAUGCUAGUGAUUCAACGGAAGUGAGACUGAUAUUUGCGAACCGGACCGAACAAGAUAUUAUGUUAAGGGAUGAACUCGAAAAGUAUCAAAGUCAGCUUCCUGGACAAUUAAAGCUAUGGUACACGAUCAGUAGAGGAAAUGAAAGAUGGAAGUACAGCGUUGGUCACAUCAAUGAUGAAAUGAUCAAAGAACACCUAUUCCCCCCCGGAGAUGACAUCAUGGUGCUGAUGUCCGGACCCCCAGCUAUGAUAAACCUCACCUGUAUCCCGGCCUUAAAAAAACUAGGCUAUCCAGAAAACUCAUGUUUUGUUUACUAAGUUAAAAAAAAAUAUUUCUAGUGAAAUAUUUUAAUUUUAAUACAUGCGUUAUUAGAAUGUGAAUAUUGUAGAUAAUCGUAGCUGGUGUUAAAGACAAUAAAUGUUUAUAUAACUUUCAUUAA